Molecule: messenger RNA, 2027 nt
Organism: Tarenaya hassleriana
Lineage: Eukaryota; Viridiplantae; Streptophyta; Magnoliopsida; Brassicales; Cleomaceae
Product: probably inactive receptor-like protein kinase At2g46850
Exons: 3
Coding region: 40-1929 (629 amino acids)
Biological process (GO): protein phosphorylation
Molecular function (GO): protein kinase activity; ATP binding
Source: RefSeq, a predicted model, not a curated record
CUCAAUGCUAAUACACCUUUCACUUACAGAUUCGCUACAAUGUUCUUUUCUUCUUCUUCCUCCUCUCUCUUUCUCCUUCUCAUUUUACAAACCCUAACGUCGGUCUCUCUCUCCCAGCCAACGGUUCUCUCGGCGGAAAAGUGCGGUAAUUUCACCGUCUCCUUCCCCUUCCACCUCUCCGCCGGCGUCAGCUCCGCCGCCUUCCGCCUCUCCUGCACGAACUCUUCGCUGUUUCUCCACCUGGACCGCCGCAGCUACCGCGUCAUCGAGCUCUUCUCCGAUGGCCUCCUCGUGGACUUCCCUCUCUCCCCUGUGUGUCGCCAGUUCAACGACUUGAGCUCCUUCGCUUUCUCCGGCGAUGAGUACUUUGGAAUCUCCCUCGAAAACGUCGUCGGAUUGUACGACUGCGAGGAUUCGUCUCUGUGCAAGGCCGGUUGCGAGACCAAUGACCUCCCCGGCUGCGACAGCGGCGGCGGCGAUCUCGGCUGCUGCUACCCUUUGUCGGAUCAUAGCGCGUGGCGUGUCGGAGACGAGUUCUCGGUGUUCCGAAAGUACGGAUGCAGGGGAUUUUCUUCGUGGGCGGUUCCGCGAGGGACGAACAGUGGAAAACGAGGGGUUAAGUUAGAGUGGGCGAUUCCCAGAAACUCGUCGGCGGCUCUGUGUGAUCGUAAUGCUCGAACUGUUAACGCCACCGCCGUCGAAGGAGGCGUUCGAUGUGUUUGCCAAGAUGGGUUCGUCGGCGAUGGCUUCGUCUCCGGGACCGGAUGCUUGAAAUCUUGUUAUAAAGAUGGGAAGGAAGCGUUUGGGGAGAAAUGCGAUGGAAAGAGACAUCACGGGAAGAAGCUCACUGUCUUGGCCGGAGUUUUGGCUCCGGUAUUCAUCCUAGGCUCUCUGGUAGCAGUUUUUUGCCUCCUGAAACGUCCUACGGAUGACAAGGAAGAGUUCGAUGUAGAACAAGUCACGGGUUACAACUAUCACAGUUCCGUUUCAUUUCGCAAAGUUUGCAGAGCACGUCUAUUCGCCUACCGAGAACUCGAGGAUGCCACCAAAACGUUUCAAGAUUCGCAUAAACUAGCCGAAGGCAAAAAUGGAACGAUUUACACGGGGAAUCUGGUGGAUGGUUCAACUGUAGCAAUCCACAAGAUCCAUUGCGAAAACCAGAGAGAGCUUGUGGAGAUUUCUUCACAGAUUGAUCAUCUUUCAACAGUUUUCCAUAAGAAUCUCGCGAGAAUCAUAGGUUUCUGUAUGGAUUGUGGGUAUACUCCUCUUGUGGUUUACGAGAAUCCGGGGAACGGUACACUGGAGGAUCAUCUCUAUCCGCGUGAAAGCAAAACAGAACAAGGGCUUGAUUGGUUCAAGAGAGUAAACAUUGCGGCAGAAGUAGCCGGUUUACUCGCUUUUCUUCAGUACGAGACUUACCCUCCGAUACUCCAUGAAAACAUCACCCUUUCCUACAUCUUCUUGGACGAUGACUUCCACGCCAAGGUAUCAGGUUUCGGGUUACAAACCAAACUUGGUCCUAAAACUCUGCGUGAGAAUCUUCGGACACAGAAUAACAACAUGUACAGUUUCGCUCUUCUGCUUCUGGAGAUCAUUACGGGAUUGAACAUGAAGCAGGAAACGGUAACGCAGGUCCUGCAGAAGAUGAGAAGCGGGAAGCUAGAGGAGAUUGUAGAUCCAUCGCUGUACUAUCACGAGCAGCCACUGAUGUUCAGGGAGCAGAUAGGGUUAGUAGCUGAUAUAGCGACGAGGUGCAUUCUGUUCGGGGGAGAUGGGAAAUUCGGGAUGGUGGAUGCCUCGAGAGAGUUGAUGCAGAUUGUCGGAGGCGGUGGAAAGAAAGGAGAUGGAAUCGAGGAGACGUUCUCGAACUCGAGCCUGCUUCAGAUGAUCUCCAUGUCUCCUGAUUCUGUCUAUCUCCCGAAAACUUGAUCAAUGACAUCGAAUGAUAUGUAUCUUUAAUCGCUUUGAAGAAAACGUUUGUUUAAAUUUUUCACCAUUUGAUCUCUAAUCCAACUCAAAGAUUACGA